Aureobasidium vineae is the source of this 411-nucleotide messenger RNA. NCBI's taxonomy places the organism in Eukaryota, Fungi, Ascomycota, Dothideomycetes, Dothideales, Saccotheciaceae. The record is from the annotation of a GenBank genome assembly.
AUGGCGUCUACUGAUGGUCUUGACCAGGUCGAGGGCGAGUCACUAGCCUACCUCAUAUGUUUUCCAUUACUGACCGUCCCCACAGAGCAGCUCAAAGCUGUCAUCGAUAACCUGUACAUGCUCAUCUGCCAGGCGCAUGAGUUCCGCGGCUCGCAAACAACAGAGGCCAUGACCUUUGAAAUUCUCCCGCCAGAAGUCAUCGAAUACGUAGAGCGAUCGCGAAACCCUGACAUCUAUACCCGUGAAUUCGUCGAACUGGUACAGAGACUCAACCAACAACUCAAAGGCAGGAGCCAAGCUUUCGCCGACUUCAGAGACAUACUAGCAAGAGAGAUGGCCGGCGCUCUGCCUGAUUGCAAACAAGACAUCACAAUGGUUGUCGAGAGUACUGGAGGUAAGGCUCCUGCCUGA